Molecule: messenger RNA, 2949 nt
Organism: Cheilinus undulatus (humphead wrasse)
Lineage: Eukaryota; Metazoa; Chordata; Actinopteri; Labriformes; Labridae
Product: arginyl-tRNA--protein transferase 1
Exons: 13
Coding region: 39-1694 (551 amino acids)
Biological process (GO): protein arginylation
Cellular component (GO): cytoplasm
Molecular function (GO): arginyl-tRNA--protein transferase activity
Source: RefSeq, a predicted model, not a curated record
CACCGGGUAAACGGAGCUGUCAGAGCCGAACGGCAACGAUGGCUGGGAACAAGUCCUACACUAUAGUGGAAUAUUUCGGCGGAGAUGACGGCUACCGCUGCGGCUACUGUAAGAACCAAACCGGGAACUUUUCUCACGGAAUGUGGUCUCACACCAUGACCGUUCAGGAUUACCAAGACCUCAUCGACCGAGGAUGGAGAAGAAGUGGGAAAUACGUCUACAAGCCCAUCAUGAACAAAACCUGCUGUCCACAGUACACCAUCAGAUGUCAUGCUCUGAAGUUCCAACCUUCCAAAUCCCACAAAAAAGUCCUGAAGAAAAUGAGCAAGUUUAUUUCUAAAGGAGAGUUACCAAAAGGACAGGAAGAUGGUGAGCCGAUGGACUCGGUGUGUGAAGACGCCGGUCCACGAGAGCCCAGUAAAGUGUGCCACUCAGAGCUGAAGUGUGCUUCCAUCACAGACAUUGAGAAAGAAGCAGCAGAGAGUCCGUCGAUCACAGAGACUCAGAAAGACGUCACUGAUGCUGCACCGACCAGCUCAGAAACUUCCAGAAAGGAUCCGGCAUCUGUACCUGAUGGAAGAACAGUGGCCUCUGCGCCUAAACCAGGUUUGGGAGCUGACGCGAGCAGGCCGCUGUGUCGGAAGGCCAAAGAGCUGAGGAAGGAGCGUCGUCUUCAGAAAGAGCAGGCGAGACAACACAAUGACGGAGCCUCGCCUAUCGUCUCUCCGACCCCCACCACCCCCGCCCAGACCAGCCAGGCCAAACCUCUGGAGGAUUUCAUUAAUGAGUCGUUGCCUGAGAACUCCUCUCAUUGCCUUGAGGUGAGGCUAGUGCGCUCCAAUCCCCCUAGCCCGCAGUUCAAAGCCUCUUUCGACGCCUCCUACCAGGUGUACAAACUCUACCAGAUGGCCAUUCACAAGGACCCUCCUGACAAACCCUCCGAGAGCCAGGUGAGGCUAGUGCCGGUCAGCUUUGAGGACCCUCAGUUCACGGCGUCCUAUGUGCAGUCGGCGGCGCUGUACGCCUGCUACCAGAUGGCCGUUCAUGGCGAUGACCCCAGCGAGUGUAGUGAGAGCGAGUUCCGGAGAUUUCUCUGUGAUUCUCCACUAGAGGCUGAAUAUUCUCCAGAUGGGCCUGAGGUCGGGUACGGAUCCUUCCACCAGCAGUACUGGCUGGACGGGCGCAUCGUGGCGGUGGGAGUGAUCGACAUCCUGCCCACCUGUGUGUCCUCUGUCUACCUGUACUACCACCCAGACUUCGCCUCGCUGUCUUUGGGCUCCUACUCUGCUCUCAGGGAGAUCGCUUUCACUAGGCAGCUGCAGAAACAGUCUCCGAAGCUGUCCUACUACUACCUGGGCUUCUACAUCCACUCCUGUCCCAAGAUGCGCUACAAGGGACAGUACCGGCCUUCAGACCUCCUGUGCCCAGAAACCUAUGCCUGGGUCCCGAUCGAGCGAUGCCUUCCUCAUCUGGAGAACUCCCGCUAUGCUCGGUUCAACCAGGAUCCUGAAGCAGGAGACGCUCGGCUGCUGAAGGACGUGGGCCGGGCUCUGGUUCUCUACAGACGCACCGUCAUGCCGUACGCAGCCUACUCCCGUAAACGUAAAGGACCCAGCGACGAGGCAGAGGUGCAGCAGUACGCUGGGCUGGUGGGUCAGGACUGUGCCGAGAGGAUCCUGCUGUACCGAGCCUGAACAUCCGCACUCAUACUCACAACGUCUUCACCUUUUUUAAUGUCUGUAAACACUCACACCACCCAGCCACGUGCAUCUGUGAGUCUGUUAAAUGCUUUCUGCUGCCUCUCUCUAGUCUCAUGUUAAGCUUCACACAUGCAGGAACAAUGAAGGAGCCAAUCACUGCUCAGGCUGGCUGCACACUGGAUGAUGUACAAUCUUCAAUUCAGAAAUAUCACAGACAUAGAGCUUCAGCUCAUUUGCAACAUUAUAAUCCUCUAAAUGCUCUUUCUAAACAAUCCAGUCAGACAUGGACACCACAGUUUUACUGUCAUAAGUCCAGUUCAGACCAAAGAUUCAUGACGCAGCAGGUUAAAAUUCAUACAACAAACUGCCCUGCAGCCUCCCAGUUCACAGUGCUGCAACUGAAGGAGACGAUGCAUGGUUUCCAGUGCAACAACUCUGAGCCACUCAGUUUAAAGAGAUUUAUUUCUGAAGUUGAUGUGCAAAAAUCUGUCUCAACAAGAAGGAUAGUACUGUACAUUAACUGCUUUUUUAAAAAUCAUCUAAUAAUGUGUAGCAUCAGGCUGCUUUAAUCCCACUCAUCACUGACUCAUUUGUCAUCACUACUGUAGCGUUGCUUCACAUAUGAACACAAAAAUGCUUUGCUUGCUCAGUCUUGUCAUAACAAAGAUAUAUGCUGUGAAUAAUUAAUUUUCCUGCAGCUCUACAGCCUUGAAUUUCAUGUAUUAAUAUGAUGCAUAAAUACAUGCAUACUCUUCUUACAUGCACAGCUGACAGAGAAGACAAGAUGGUUUAUGGACUGAAGUUUCCAUGUGCAAAGUUUGAAAAAAAAGUCACCCUUUCCAAAAUUCACAGCAGGGUUUUACCUUAUGAAAUAUUCUACCUCAGACUAAUAUUUUAAGGCAGGGGUUUUCAAAGUGUGUGAGAGUGAUCCUCUCCUCUCUCCUCUCCUCUUUACCAGGUAAUCAGUUAUUUGGUUUCAGUAAUGAAUUUAUUGCCAACACUACCUGAUUAUUCUGCUCUGAUAAUCCUUAAAUCAGCGUUACUCAACCAAAGAGCCAAACUGUUAAAAAAUUACAUUUGCAAGAGCCACAAUCUAAGUGGUAAUAAAAGCUUGUAGUAGCAAUAAAAUAAGUUGAAGAUGGCAAAAAUGGUAAAAAAAAACAGUAAAAAUGGGCAAAAAUGGGGAUAAAAAGUGAAAAAAGAAGGGUGGUAAGACAAAAAAGUAACAGAUGACAAAAGGCAAAAAAAG